This is a messenger RNA of Suillus clintonianus, 1677 nucleotides long. Its product is annotated as major facilitator superfamily domain-containing protein. Gene Ontology annotation, biological process: transmembrane transport. The record is from RefSeq and is a predicted model, not a curated record. Bases 201 to 1631 code for a protein of 476 amino acids. Gene Ontology annotation, molecular function: transmembrane transporter activity. The transcript has 13 exons. NCBI's taxonomy places the organism in Eukaryota, Fungi, Basidiomycota, Agaricomycetes, Boletales, Suillaceae. Gene Ontology annotation, cellular component: fungal-type vacuole membrane.
UUUGGCGGCGGGGGCCUACUAGUGCGUUUGCAAAUAACUUGCAGGCUGGAUCCCCUUCCAAACACUAGCCCUGGAGUCGGCUUAUGCAUACCCGGUUAUGGACCAUCCCCUUACUCGGAAGAUGGAAUGACGGCAAUAGGGUCGCACUCUGAGUUAGAGCUCGAAAUAUUUAAACUCCAUCUCCCGGGUACUGUGUGCAUAUGCACCAUCCCUUGCCUUCUUCGCUUCUGUUAUCAAUGUCCACACCUCUCGCUAGUGAUGAAACUGCAACGCAGGCUUCCGACGGCGCUUUACAAUCGGUCAAAAGCACAGGAAACAUCAGCAAUACCAACAACUCAGACGCGCCAGAUUUUCCCGAUGGUGGUUUUACAGCCUGGGGCACCGCGCUAGGAGCUUUCUUGAUCCAGUUCUCUGGCUUUGGAUAUACCAGCGCUUACGGCGUCUUCCAGGACUUUUAUACUCAAACAUACCUGACCAAUUCCACACCGUCUGCAAUCGCUUGGAUAGGAAGCGUUAAUGCAUUCAUGAUAUUAUCGGUCGGUCCCGUGGCAGGAAGAAUGCUUGACCGGGGUGCAUUCUAUCAUUUGAUGAUCAUUGGCUGUCUCCUUCAAUGCUUCUUCCUCUUUAUGCUGUCCCUGGCGAAGCCAAAUGGAUAUUAUCAGAUCUUCCUUUCUCAAGGUAUCGGUUCCGGUGCUGCAAUAGGCCUUACAAAUGUUCCCACUAUCGCUGUGGUAUCUCAUCACUUCCAGCGACGUAGAUCUUUCGUGAUGGGAUUCGUCGUUGCGGGGGCGUCAAUGGGUUCAAUCGUGCACCCAAUCAUGCUCAACAACCUUAUUAAUGGAAGACUUGGCUUUGCAAAUGGUGUCCGUGCUAGUGCGGCCAUGACCAGUGGUUUACUUCUUAUUGCUUGUCUCCUGAUGCGUACAAGACUUCCACCGCAACCCCAGGCCGUUAGCUACACUCGUGUUCUGCGAAAUUCGCUGAGAGACCGUGCUUAUGUCUGUGCUUGUCUAGGGAUGGCUGCUUCAGAAGUCGGAUUCUUUUUCGUAGCAUUUUAUCUUCAAUUAGACUCCCGGUUGCAUGGUCUUGACGAAAGUUUUUCGUUUUAUUCGCUUGCGAUAUUCCAUACUGGUUGUUUCAUCGGAAGGCUUACCGCGGGCAUUGUCUCUGCCUACCUGGGCGUCCCACAUACGGUCAUCGGCUCCUCGUUAAUAGCCUCCGCUAUAAUCUUUGCAAUGAUUGGCUUGCGGUCAAUGGCGAGUGUCACAUUGAUAGGUAUCACCUAUGGUUAUUUUUCUGGAAUCUAUGUAGGAAUGAUGGCCCCUAUGAUCACAUAUCUGACGCCUGAAAUCUCAGACAUUGGCGCUCGAAUUGGAAUAUCUUUUGCAGUAGCUAGCAUUGGAUCGCUCUCAGGUACGUUUUCCAUUUGCUUUUUUCAACCGACGCUCACGUUCAGCUUAGGUGCACCAAUUUGUGGGGCUUUCCUAACCUCGAAUUAUAUCUGGUGGAAGGCCGCUGUCUUUGCUGGGAGCCUUGCAACUGGCGGAACCAUUAUGUUCAUAUUCAUGCAGUUCAUAUUGAAGAUCCGUCAAAAGACUGCAAGCGUCUGCUCCAAGGAAACUGGUGUUUGAUCCAUGUCACAUGUACAAAUCGUACACAUUGCUCAUGCCCUAUCGA